AUGGCAUCGCCAACCGGCACAGAUCUUCUCAUCCCUUUUCAGGAGGCUGCCAUCGAGGACAUACAGCCUACGUAUGACAGACUUCGGGCAUCGUACCGUUCAGGAAAGACGAAGAACAUUCAGUUCCGUCUCCAGCAGUUGCGCAAGCUCUACUGGGGCCUCACGGAUGUCGAAUCCGUCAUAUUUCAGAGUCUCUGGAAGGAUCUCCACAAGUGCCAUCACGAGGCUGUCCUGACCGAGGUGGACUGGUGCAAAAAUGAGAUCCUCUUCUUCAUCAAGAACCUGGAGAAGUUUGCCAAGGAUCAGCCCAUUGACAAUGUCCCGGCCACCUUCUGGGCCAUGAAGCACCGCAUCCGCUCGGAGCCUUACGGAACCGUACUUGUCAUAGGAGCCUUCAACUACCCGUUCAUGCUAUCCGUCCUCCCCAUGCUGGGCGCCAUUGCCGCUGGCAACACUGUGAUCGUGAAGCCCUCCGAGCACGCGCCUCACACUGCCAUGGCCAUCAAGAAGCUCUUGGAGUGUGUCGACCCGGACUGCUAUGCCGUCCUCAACGGCGCGCUCCCCGUUUCCCAGGCUGUUCUGGACCUCAAGUUCGACAAGAUCGCCUUCACCGGCUCCCGUGCUGUGGGCACCAUUGUCGCCAAGAAGGCGGCCGAGACCUUGACGCCUGUUCUGCUGGAGCUUGGAGGCCAGAACCCCGGCUUCGUCACCAAGAAUGCAGACGUCAAGCUGGCAGCCCGCCGUCUGCUUUGGGGAAAGUGCAGCAACGCAGGCCAGGUCUGUCUCUCGCAGAACUACGCCAUGGUCGAGCGCUCCGUCCUCAACCAGUUCAUCGCGGAGCUGAACGCACAGUACCGCAUCUUCUACCCCAGUGGCGCCCAGAAGAGCCCCGACUUCUGCCGCAUCAUCAACAGGCCCAGCUUCGACCGCAUCAAGGGCAUGCUUGAUUCCACCGGCGGCAAGAUUGUGAUGGGUGGCCGCACGGAUGCGGAUGACCUCUACAUUGAGCCCACUGUGGUGUUGGUCGAUGAUAUUAACGACAGCAUGAUUAUUCAUGAGAGCUUUGGGCCCAUUUGGUCCAUCGUGCCGUACGAUGAUCUCGACAAGGCGAUUGAGUUUGUCAAUGAAGUCGACGCUACACCGCUGUCCAUGUUUGCGUUUGGCAGCGAUGCCGAGACGAAGAAGAUCAUGGAUUGUGUCUCCUCGGGCGGAGCGACCAUCAACGACUCCUACACCCACGCCUCCCUGACAGUCGCCCCCUUGGGCGGCGUCGGCGCCUCCGGCCAGGGCAACUAUCACGGCAAAUACUCCUUCAAGGCGUUCAGCCACGAGCGGACCAUCGCAAAGGUCCCCGCCUGGGUCGACAAGCUGCUGCGCGUGCGCUACAUGCCGUACCAGCGCUCGGAUCUGGAGCGAUUCCGCAAGAUGCAGGCUGGCUCGGUCAACUUUGACCGCCAGGGCAACGUCACGCGUGGUCUCGGCUACUGGAUCGCUCUCGUCCUCGGCCUGGGCGGGUCGAGCGCAAAGGGCGCAGCGGUGAGGUGGGGGAUCCUGCUCACGGUUGCUGUGUCCCUUGGGCUAAGGAGGAAGACGCUAGGCCUUUGA
Emericellopsis cladophorae is the source of this 1605-nucleotide messenger RNA. RefSeq names its product Beta-apo-4'-carotenal oxygenase-like protein. Gene Ontology annotation, biological process: aldehyde metabolic process. NCBI's taxonomy places the organism in Eukaryota, Fungi, Ascomycota, Sordariomycetes, Hypocreales, Bionectriaceae. The transcript has 2 exons. The record is from RefSeq and is a predicted model, not a curated record. The coding region runs from base 1 to 1605 and encodes 534 amino acids. Gene Ontology annotation, cellular component: cytoplasm. Gene Ontology annotation, molecular function: aldehyde dehydrogenase (NAD+) activity.